GAUUUUAUUUUGAACCUAUCUAUGAUAGUGUUCAUAUUAUAGUUCAUGAACGUAGAAAUUGCAUAGAUACCUAAUAAUUUUUCAUCGGCAAUGAUUUAAAGUGUCUGCUUUCUUGCUUAGUGUUUGAAAACCAUUACAUAUUUCUAAAGCAAAAAAAUGGCCAACAGUAAUUAUAACUUAUGUUUUUUGGCACUUAUACUUUUUACAACUAACAUCCGUUCUGAAAAUGAUUUACACAACCAUACACAUCUCGAAAAACUUCCUUUAUUACGAAAAUGUCAUCGGAGUGAUCCAGAUUUAAACAAUUGUAUAAAAGAAGCUAUCGAAGAUCUAAGACCAUACCUAGCAAAAGGUAUUCCAGAAUUAUUUAUUCCCUCCUGUGAACCACUAUAUAUACCGGAAAUUGUGAUGAAUCAAGGUAACAUUAAUAGUGUCGGUGUACAAUCAACCUAUCGAAAUAUUCGGGUAUAUGGGCCAAGUGAAUUUGUUUUGAAAACUCUCAAAGUGGAUUUGGAAAAAAUGAGAAUUCGAAUAAAAUUACAGUUACCUUACUUACGCAUGACGGCUAAUUAUUCGAUCAUUGGUAACAUUCUUAUGUUACCCAUUAAUGCAUCUGGUAUAAGCGAGGGAAAUUAUACAAAUAUCGAGGCAAAUAUCUUUGUCCAAUGUAAUACAUUUAAAUUUCAUAACAAAAAACACUUUAAUGUUCGAGAAGUAGCAAUUGAUUUUAAUAUCGGGCAUGCAAGUGUUUACUUUAGUGAUUUGUUUCCAGGCGACAGCGAACUUGCCCUUGAAAUGAACAACUUUUUAAAUGAUAAUUGGAUACCAGUGAGCUUAGAGUUCAAACCUAUCUUAGAAGAAACAAUUGGUAACAUGUUCAAAAAAUUCGCCAAUAAAUUAUACCACAAAUAUCCUGUGGAUGACAUACUACCAAUUUAAAUUAUACACGGAAAAAAAUUUUUCAUGAAUUAUGUGUAAAUAUUUAGAGUUUAUUUUAUACCUGUUUACUUUUUUUUAUAUAGACCUAUUUAUACUUAAAUAUUAGUUAUUAUUAGUAACAUUAUUACUAGUGUCUUACAAAGCUUCCAAUUUCAAUUAUAUAUGUAAUAAAGAAAAUUAAAAAAAAAAAAAAAAACAUUAAAC
Messenger RNA from Sipha flava (yellow sugarcane aphid), 1143 nucleotides. RefSeq names its product protein takeout-like. The transcript has 7 exons. Bases 157 to 939 code for a protein of 260 amino acids. NCBI's taxonomy places the organism in Eukaryota, Metazoa, Arthropoda, Insecta, Hemiptera, Aphididae. The record is from RefSeq and is a predicted model, not a curated record.